Molecule: messenger RNA, 2860 nt
Organism: Paramecium octaurelia
Lineage: Eukaryota; Ciliophora; Oligohymenophorea; Peniculida; Parameciidae
Source: the annotation of a GenBank genome assembly
AUGUUUAGCAUAGAAGAAUUUAUUAAACAAUAUAAGAAUCUUUCAAGUCCAGAUAAGAGUAUAAGUCAGGAAGCGAACAAAUAUAUCCUUAAAUUGCAACAAACUAAGGAAGCUUUCACUAUCGCAUAAUAAAUAUUAGAUUAAUAAAAUAUUUAAUAAGAAUACUAAUUCAUAGCAUGCUAAUUGAUUUAUAGAAGAUUGAAGGAAGAAUGUGAUAUUACCAUACAACCUUAUCUUUUAACUUUAUUAGGAAGACCACUAUCAAACAUUGCCUUGAAUUAAGUUUGCUCCUCAUUUGCUGUCAUUAUUGUAGGUAACUCUCAGCUUUGGAAAGGGUAUCAGAGUAUUAUAUAUGCUUUUUAGAAUACUAUAGGAAUUAAUACAAUUAAUGAAGGUAAAAAUGCCAAUAGGUAUUGAAAUUCUGAAUUAAAUUGCAAUUUAAAGCAAAGAAUGCCAUUCAAAAAAAGAAUAAUAGAAAUUGCAACUAGAAUUCUAGACACAAGAAAGUAUACUUUCAGAAAUAUUUCUAAGUUUGUUAUGUGUCUAGGAUUUGAAUAUUUUUAAAUAAACUAUUUCAUGCAUUGAAUCAUGGGUCUAAUUUUCAUAUAACUUAUUCAAAGAUUCAAAACUGAUUCAACAAAUAAUAGUAUUAAUAUAACAUGCUUUGUAAAAUAAUGCACUUGAAUAUUCUGAUAAAUUAUUCUCUUUACUAUACGAAGCUGUUGCAUACUCACAAUAUAUUAAAAGUGCCAUUACGGAGCCCAUUGUGCAAUAAAAUUUAAUUGCAAUGCUUGAGUUUAUAAUAAAGAUUUAUUCUCCUUAAAUUUCAGUUAAGUUUGCAUCCUUUGCAACUAAGUUUAUUUGUGAUUUUUAUUCAAUCAUUUAAAAUUCAAAGUAUGAAGAAACAGUAUUAACAAUGAUGGUCAAUAUUGUGAAUAAUCCUUAGAGGAAAAUAGUAUUCCAAACAUUUGAGUUUUGGAGUCAAAUGAGACAGUGUAAUUUGCAUCAAGGAGUUGGGUUAAAGAUAUUACAAUGUUUAAUAGAUAGAUGCAAAGUAAAAUCUAUUAAAUUAACGAAAUAAUUUCUAUCAGGAGAGUCUGAAGAUGAAAAUGACUAUUUUAAUAAAGCAGACUGUGAAGGUUAGGAUUGUAAUAUCUCUACUUCUGACUUUCGAGAGCAUUGUAAAGAAAUAUUCAUUAGCAUAUAUAAAAGCACCGAAUAAAUCAAUUAAACGAAUUCAUUUUUUUAAAUCAUACUAUCAAAUUUGGUUAUCACUAAUCCUGAGUCCUCAGACUAAAUUAUUUAAAGUGAAGCAGCAUUGUUUUGUCUUUGUUCAAUUAUAGAUGAAGCAGACUUUUAAAUUGACAACCCAUUAGUCUUAUAAAUUAUUUAAUUUGUGCUUUAAUUGUCAAACAGCUAAAGUUUUGAUAUUAUUGUAAAGACAACGCUCUAAAUGUUUAAUGGAUUAACUAAUUAAUUAAGCCUAAAUAAUGAGCUAUUGCUUUCUAUUACAAAGUACUUCUUCUAGUAUAUGCUUCAUCCAUUAUUGGGAUCUUUAGCUGGAGUGUAAAUAUUCAAUUUAAUAUAAGUGCUUUCGAAUAUAUUUGUAAUAAUGGGGACCUUAAGAAUUAACAGCUGAUAUCUGAUUGUGUACUCUUUCUAGACCAACAUUUUAAUGAUUUUAUUAAUUAAUCUUAAUUAAGUUGUUUUGUUGAAGGCAUAUUGAAAUUAUGUUAUCGAAUUUAUUCACAAGGGAACAUAGAUUGCAUAAUCCAGGUAUUUAAUCGAUUAAAUUAAUUAUAGUUGUUCCAAUUUGCGAAUAACUAAUUUCAACUAUUUAAAAAUAUUAACUUGCUGACUAAAUAGCAAUUCAAUUACAUUACUACAUUAAUUAUUGCAAUAUUAACUUGGAUUAAUUCUAAUAUUGAAGAAAUAAGUCCUUAAGUAAAAUAGAUAUCAGAUUUGUUAUGCUCUUCUAUAAGUGAACCAUUAGUCAAUUUAUUUAAAGAAUAAUAAGGUUUGUCAAACAAUGACGAGCUAUAUUAAUUAGUUAGGAUGAUAUUGAAAGUAUCAAACUAUUAAACUCAUUCAUAAUCUAUUAUAUCAUUGCUACAAAUUUCAUUUCAAAUAUUCUAUCAGAAUCCAGUCCAAAAAUAUUAAUGGUUGUAGUUAAUCACAAUUGCAAUUGGUAGAUGUUCUGAAUAUUAAUUUAUUUCUUAAUGGGCAUUUUCAAGUAGUUAAUAAAUUCAUUAAUUUUGUAUUGAGUAAUUUAAGCAUUGGAGAGAUCCAGAUUUGAUGAAAGUUUAUGUAGAGUUUGUCAAAGAAUGCACAAGAUGUUGUCAAUAAGCGUUAUUUCAAUCCCCUUAUCUGUUUUUAAUAAUAGAAGUAAUUUGUGAAGCCUUUUUAACUUUGAAUUCAUAUGAAAUGCAAAGGGAAAUUUUACAUUUUUUCAAGUAAGAAUUGAUAUAAUUAUCUUAGAACUUUGUCUCAAUUCAUUGAAAAGGGAUAGGAUUACUUCAAUUAAAUCGUAAUAUAGAUAGUUACGACUCUAUUCCUGAGUAUUUCAAACAUCAAUCGUGCUAUUAUCUUUUAGAUUAUCUAGAUUUUGUAAUUCCUCUUAAAAAAGGAAAUAAGCAGUGACGAACUGAAGGAACUUAUCUAUUAGACGUUGCUUAAAAGUUGGGGUGCCAACAAGAACCCUUAGUAAGUCCAACUUGUAAGUCAAGCAAUCGUGCAUUAUUUAAAAAAGACAGGAGAUAAUGGAUUGAACAGAGAAUUAAAAUUAUUAUUGCAAAAUCUAAGAGAAAUGGGGGAGGAAGAGAUCGAUUAUAUGCAUUUGGAAAUGGUUAUAAAACAAUGA